Messenger RNA from Rhinopithecus roxellana (golden snub-nosed monkey), 1413 nucleotides. It is a transcript of the gene HTR3C, whose product is annotated as 5-hydroxytryptamine receptor 3C. Lineage: Eukaryota; Metazoa; Chordata; Mammalia; Primates; Cercopithecidae. The transcript is spliced from 10 exons. The record is from RefSeq and is a predicted model, not a curated record. Gene Ontology annotation, biological process: signal transduction; chemical synaptic transmission; nervous system process. Gene Ontology annotation, cellular component: neuron projection; synapse; membrane. Gene Ontology annotation, molecular function: neurotransmitter receptor activity; transmembrane signaling receptor activity; extracellular ligand-gated monoatomic ion channel activity.
AUGGAAGGAGGGUGGCCUGCAAGCGGGGGUGUCCUCCUCUGCCUCACUGUCAGUCUUCUGCUUCAAGGAAAAGGCGACGCUUUUACCAUCAAUUGCUCUGGCUUUGACCAGCAUGGGGUUGACCCUGCUGCCUUCCAAGUAGUGUUUGACAGAAAGGCCUUCUGUCCAUUCACCAACUACAGCAUCCCUACCCGUGUCAACAUCUCCUUCACCCUGUCUGCCAUCCUGAGAGUGGAUGCACAGCUCCAGCUGCUGACAUCAUUCCUGUGGAUGGAUUUGGUGUGGGACAAUCCUUUCAUUAGUUGAAACCCAAAAGAGUGUGUUGGCAUCAAUAAACUCACAGUAUUAGCUGAAAACCUGUGGCUCCCAGACAUCUUCAUCGUGGAAUUCAUGGAUGUGUCUCAGACGCCUUUGAGUCUCACUGCCUAUAUCAACAGUGAAGGUCAAAUAAAGUACGAUAAGCCAAUGAGGGUGACCAGCAUCUGCAACCUAGACAUCUUCUACUUCCCUUUUGACCAACAGAACUGUACCUUCACCUUCAGUUCUUUCCUCCACACAGUGGACGGCAUGCUGCUGGGCAUGGACAAGGAGGUGUGGGAGAUCACAGACACGUCUCGCAACGUCAUCCGAACCCAGGGGGAGUGGGAGCUCUUGGGCAUCAACAAGGCCACCCCAAAGAUGUCCAUGGGCAACAACCUAUAUGACCAGAUCAUGUUCUAUGUGGCCAUCAGGCACAAGCCCAGCCUCUACAUCAUAAACCUGCUGGUGCCCAGUAGCUUUCUGAUUGCCAUUGAUGCCCUCAGCUUUUACCUGCCAGCAGAGAGCAAGAAUCAUGCCCCAUUCAAGAUAACGCUUCUGCUGGGCUGCAACGUCUUCCUGCUCAUGAUGAAUGACUUGCUUCCUGCCAGUGGCACCCUCCUCAUCAAUGUCUACUUCGCCCUGUCCCUCUCCCUGAUGGUGGUCAGCCUGCUAGAGACCGUCUUCAUUACCUACCUGCUGCACGUGGCCACCACCCAGCCCGCACCCAUGCCUCUGUGGCUCCACUCCCUGCUGCUCCACUACACCAGCUCAGGGAGAUGCUGUCCCACUGCGCCCCAGAAGGGAAAUAAAGGCCUGGGUCUCACCCCCACCCACCUGCCUGGCACAAAGGAGGCGGGGGAGUUAACAGGGAAGCAGCUGGGACCCAGAGAGACCGAGCUAGAUGGGGGCUCAGGAUGCACAAAGACCCAGCUAAUGGAGCAGUGGGUGCAGUUCAGCCAUGCGAUAGACACCCUGCUCUUCCGCCUCUACUUGCUCGGCCACCUGAUAGCUAAAACAGAUGUUCCAGGGUUGAGGGGCUACUUUAAGUUCCCUCACGGCUACAGCCUCCUGUCCUCUCCAGUCCCUGGGCCUUCCAGAAAUGGAGGUCAGUAA